GCAGCCACAUAUCCACAGUUAUUUAAUACCUGCUGAUAAAAAUGCUUAAUGCAAACAUUAAAAUCACUAAACUGCAAUGGUUUUUCACCACUGCUGGACUGUUGCUGUAUAUGGUGGACAUUUGUACAGAUGUUGCACUGGCCCUGAAGUAUUACAAUCAGGAAAAUUUCAUCUGGAUGGGACUGACUCUGGUGUUUGUGCUGGCUGGGCUGAUCUUGACACAAAUCUUCAGUUACGCUUGGUACAGGGAGGACAUACAGGAUCAUCAGGUGAACCCAGGAAUGUCCAAAAGUGCACUUGCCAUUGUGCACAUAUUCGGCAUGGGUAUCAUCACCAGGCAUUACCACCUGCUGAAAGAAGGCUUUGCUGAAAUUUGGAUGACAACUCCAAAGGAGCGUAAGAAUCUGUCCGAACUGGCAGCGACUCUGACCAUACUCAAAAUGUUUGAGACGUUCCUGGAGAGUGUUCCUCAGCUUCUCCUACAGCUAUACAUCACACUGUGUCAUGAUGAGAUCUCAGUCAUGCAGUGUUUGUCGAUGACGUUCUCCUUCUUUAACACCGCGUGGGUGCUGGUGGACUAUUGGCGAUGCCUGCACAAAUCCAGCCUCCACAAUAAAGAGAUGCCCUCAGUCCUACACACAUUGGUCUACCUCCUGUACAAACUGUGCACCGUCACCAGCCACAUCUUCAGCUGCUGCUUGCUCCUCAUUCUGAGCUCCUACAGCUCCGUGGGCCUCGCCGUCCUGUGGUUACUGGGCAUCACAUGGAUGCACAUACUGGACACAAACUUGUGCUCGUCCAAAAGACUUGAGUGGCUCUACCGGGCUGUCGGUGGACUCAUCCUUGUUGUCACCUUCUUCAAUGCCUCAGGUCAGAACAGCAAACAGCAAAAGCAGAACAGCAAAGUAGCCGUGAUCAUCUACUACUCUUUCUAUACUGUCUUAAACAUCGCUGCUCCCAUCCUGCUGAGUUGGUUGAAGCCUCUGGAAAUGGUUCAGUUUUUAUUUCCCGUCUGCGGUAUAAUCUUUGGGGGAACAUUGCUGGGUGUGGUGUUCCUCACGGUGUACUAUGUCCUCCUGGAUCCCACAGGGGAGAGUUGUGAGGUAGACGAGGUGGAUGUUUUAGGUAAGGAAGCAAAGAACACACUGGGGAUAAACUGCAUCCUUCAAGAAAAGGACGCAGAGGCCACACUGAGGAUAAAACGCUUCCUUCAGCCCUGA
Molecule: messenger RNA, 1220 nt
Organism: Thalassophryne amazonica
Lineage: Eukaryota; Metazoa; Chordata; Actinopteri; Batrachoidiformes; Batrachoididae
Gene: xkr9
Product: XK, Kell blood group complex subunit-related family, member 9
Exons: 3
Coding region: 42-1220 (392 amino acids)
Biological process (GO): apoptotic process involved in development; phosphatidylserine exposure on apoptotic cell surface; engulfment of apoptotic cell
Cellular component (GO): plasma membrane
Source: RefSeq, a predicted model, not a curated record